AUGAAAACAAGAGAGUUAGUGCUUCACUCAACAAUGUCAGGUACGUAUGGUUCAUUGGUUCAUUUGAAAUAUGUAACCGUUUAAUCUCCAAGUCAUUGUACCUACGAGCAAGUAGCAUCAUAAAGGACGUGUGCUACUGUGCUUCCAUGGCCAGCAACGAUUUGAAGAACGUGUUACGUGUAUUUUAAGAAUUAAGACAACUACCCACGCUGAGAACCAACAGUUUGAAGAAUCUGUCACAAAGGACGUGUAUUUCAAGAUAAACACGUCGAAGUACGCGUUCUUCGUCCUCCCAAAUAGACCAAAAACAAAGAUCCGAAGACAAUUCCUCAUCUGUCAAAUACUGUGCUUUAUUGCAUUUCCGAUGUUUAAUCUUGGAUCAACAUUCAACAAUCUUCGUUUUGGUUAUACAAAGCUACUGAAAUAUGUAAAUAAAACUUCAACUAUAUUUUGAGCGAAGGAAGUUAGUUCCUGUAUAAUCCUAAACUUGCAAAUCUUCUUGUUUUUUUUCUGUAGAUGAGACUAUAACAUCAGAAAAAGUGACAGGUCAUGUAAAAUGGUUUAAUAUUAGUAAAGGGUUUGGUUUUAUCACCAGAGAUGAUGAUGGUGGUGAUGUUUUUGUUCAUCAGGUAAAUGUCUCCACUGCUAUCUAAAUCUUAGCUUCCACUUCAUCAUAUAAAUAUAUCGUAAACUGUCAUGUGUAUCGUAGUCAUUAAUAUAUAGUUCCUUCCUGGUUCUCAGGAAACAAAGAAUUAAGCCUCGUUUACACCGUCAAAGUUUCUCUGAUCACAGUAGGAAUUGACAAUUUGCAUGUUAGACUAGAUUUUAAUCUAAGUAAGGAGAAGGGAAUCGAACACCACAGCUAAAAAGAACACAAUGAAAUUAUUAAAAUUGCAAAAUUUGGUUGCGAAAUGAUAUAAAGCUUGGAAAAUACAGUCUUGCAAAGUUUGCCUAUUUUGUAUAUGUUUGUAUUACGUACGGAAAUUGUUUCCAUUUUCGGCUCAAAAAUGGUAACAAUUUCCGCACGUAAUACAAACAUAUACAAAAUAUGUAAACUUCGCAAGGCUAUAUUUUCCGUAUUUUAUAACAUUUCGUAACCAAAUUUUGCAAUAUUACUAAUUUUAAUAAAUUCUUUGCGGGAAUUUACUUUUUUUUGCCUAGAUCAAAAAUUAGUCUAACAUGCAAGUUGUCUAUUUUGCACAGGUAAAUUCUAAGUUUUGAUGGAUUUGUAAGAAGUCUAAGAAAUGUUUGAUGGAACACCGAGUCAGGUCCCUCAAACACUUCUCAUAAAUCCAUCAAAACUUAGAAUUUACCGAUGCAAAAUUCCUCCUGUGAUCACAGAAACUUUGAUAGUUAUGCCAAACCAGCAUUUACAGCAUGUUUCAAUGCCUUACGUUCAAAGUGAAUAACAGUAGCGUACUUCUUGUAUUUUUUGAGCAAAACGUUUUACUUUUAGAGUGCAAUCAAAUCUGAAAGUUUUCGAAGUUUAUCCGAAGGCGAGCCAGUCGAGUUUAUAAUUGUGCAAAGUUCUCGAGGUGACGUAGCAGGUGACGUCAGUGCACCAGGGGGUGGGACAGUACAAGGCUCAUCACGGGGGGAGCGGAGGAACAAAGGAGCACGACGAUACAGUAAGAAAUGUUAUAACUGUGAUGAAAAAGGACAUAAGAUUAACGAAUGUCGGAAACCACGACAAACAAAGCGAUUUUGUCACAAUUGUGGUUCUAUUGAACACGUGAUACGACAUUGUCCUGCGCUGCUACAAUUGUUUACCAAGCUUAGUGGUUUUCAAACCAAAAACCUGCCUUGA
This is a messenger RNA of Paramuricea clavata, 1807 nucleotides long. Lineage: Eukaryota; Metazoa; Cnidaria; Anthozoa; Malacalcyonacea; Plexauridae. The record is from the annotation of a GenBank genome assembly.